GGGCGGUAGCCGGGGCGCCGGAGUCCCCAGCCUGGAAGCCUAGGGAGCCGGGCAGGGACCCCGAGAGACAGCGGGCGGCGGGAGGGCCCGGGCCGCCGGGAAAGGUGGCGUUUGCUCGGCGGAAGAAACACAGAUGGCGGCGGCGCGGCGCCAUUCCGGGCCGGGAGCAGGCAGCCAGCAGCCCAGUCCUCACCGCGGUCCGCCCGCCGCCGCUAAAUACCCGGAUGCGCCGCCCGAGCGCCAGACGCAGAGCUGGGAAAGGGGAGGCGGAGGAGGCGGAGGCAGCGGAGGCAGCGCCGGGCGCCGGACUAGCGACAGGACGGUGGGGGCUAGGCCACGCAGAGCUGCCCGCGACCCGCGCCGGGGAGGACAGGAGCCACGCGUCGUCCGCGUCCCCGGCGGCCGCACUUUUCGCCGGGCCUGCUAGUCGAGCGGGAGAGCCCAUCCCAAGGCGGGUUCAGUCCAGCCACCGGCGGGGGCUGGCCCUUCGGAAGGCUCCUUGAGCAGCGGGAGCAGGCCGGCCACCAUGACCGAGAACUCCACGUCCACCCCGGCGGCGAAGCCCAAGCGGGCCAAGGCCGCCAAGAAGUCCACGGACCACCCCAAGUAUUCGGACAUGAUCGUGGCUGCCAUCCAGGCAGAGAAGAACCGCGCCGGCUCCUCGCGCCAGUCCAUCCAAAAGUACAUCAAGAGCCACUACAAGGUGGGUGAGAACGCCGACUCCCAGAUCAAGUUGUCCAUCAAGCGCCUGGUGACCACCGGGGUCCUCAAGCAAACCAAAGGCGUGGGCGCCUCGGGCUCCUUCAGGCUGGCCAAGGGCGAUGAGCCCAAGAGGUCGGUGGCUUUCAAGAAGACCAAGAAGGAAGUCAAGAAAGUGGCCACUCCAAAGAAGGCAGCCAAGCCCAAGAAGGCUGCCUCCAAAGCCCCAAGCAAGAAACCCAAAGCCACCCCGGUCAAGAAGGCCAAGAAGAAGCCGGCUGCCACGCCCAAAAAAGCCAAAAAGCCCAAGAUUGUCAAAGCCAAGCCAGUCAAGGCAUCCAAACCCAAGAAGGCCAAACCCGUGAAGCCCAAAGCCAGGUCCAGUGCCAAGAGAGCCAGCAAGAAGAAGUGACGGGGAAGGCUGUGCUUGUGGACACUCCUUCCUCCCUCCCGUUUUCUGUAAAUACAUUUCUCUCUUGAUCUUAUCGGCAACCCUUUGCCCAUUCUCUUCUGACUUUAUAUAAAAAGGACAGUUUGGAUUCCUCAGACAGACAUUGUGGAACGAGUCCAUUUCCCUUAACCCAUUGUGCAAAGACAGCAAACAGACCUGGUCUUUGUAGUGAAGUUGUACUUUUUUUUUUCUUGAUUUGAUGAUAACCUUCUUAACGGGGUUUGGGAUGGGGGGGUUGUUUUGUUGGGUGGUUUGUUCACUAUGAAGGUAAAUGGAACUGGCAAAGUUCUAGCUAGGUGAGGGGACCCAGGGACUAAGGUUUGUCUUUUAAGGCUUUCUUAAGUUGCUCAUCCUUUGGGAGUUUUGAAAACCUUUGGUGGGGAGCCGGUGAUACCCCAGCUAGCUGGCCAAGGAGGGAGGAAAGGAGAGAGACUCGUGGGGCUGCCCCACCAAGGCUGAGCAGUUGGACCUGUUUUUUUGUUUUUGUUUUUGUCUUCUGCCUGAGUGCCUCCCCAUUGUCUAGAAGGGGAAAGGGGUCCAAGUGACAGCUGGUUAGAGAAGCUAGCUUUCUCACACCCAGGAUCUAGCCAUUGGGGAAGGUCUUUUCAGCAGUCUCUGGUUAAAUGGGAGUGGAUUUAGGGGGAGGGGCGGGGAGUCAGCCAAGUGCCUCAGUGUGCCUAUGGAAACUUGGGUUUUUUCCACACGAUUGAUGGAUUGUGUCCCCGGAGGACUUUGUUCUCCGCCCCCCCCCCGCCCCGCCCCGUCCUGUAUAAGAUGUGGCUUUGCUUGGUGCCGCUUCAGUUCUGGCAGCUGCCACUUAAAGCCCCCAACCUCUUUUACUUUUUGAGGCUUUUCUAAGGAGCCGAGGAGGGGGAGAGGCAGGGCGUGGACUGGGACAUAUCGCAGUUGGUUUGAAUCUGCCAGAUUUAGAGAGCCAGAUCGUGCGCAUGUGUGUAUAUGUAGAUACCCGUACCUACGACUAGACUUUAGUCUCACUUCGGGAGCUGGGAGAAAAAACCUGUACAGUUGUCUUUCUCUUAUUUUAAUAAAAAUAGGAAACUCGAGCACCCCUCCCCCUUUUAAACACGUGUUCUCAGUGCCGGGAAAAUUUUGCUGUGGUUGUAAUUUUAAAACUUUAAAAUAAAACUGGAAAAGGAAAAAAA
Meriones unguiculatus (Mongolian gerbil) is the source of this 2313-nucleotide messenger RNA. RefSeq names its product histone H1.0. NCBI's taxonomy places the organism in Eukaryota, Metazoa, Chordata, Mammalia, Rodentia, Muridae. The record is from RefSeq and is a predicted model, not a curated record. Bases 527 to 1111 code for a protein of 194 amino acids. Gene Ontology annotation, molecular function: nucleosomal DNA binding; double-stranded DNA binding; structural constituent of chromatin. Gene Ontology annotation, cellular component: nucleosome; nucleus. The transcript has a single exon. Gene Ontology annotation, biological process: nucleosome assembly; negative regulation of DNA recombination; chromosome condensation.